AUCGCCCUGCUUAUAGUUAUUUUAUCAAUGUUUUACCUAGGACUUAUGGGAAUCCUUUUAAAACGACUCCAUUUCCUAUCCAUUCUAUUAUGCCUUGAGCUACUCCUUAUUUCCUUGUUUAUCGGAAUUGCGAUUUGAAAAAAAAAAACAGGGGUCCCUCAAAAAACAACAUUCAACUUAUUCGUUUUGACUCUAGUCGCUUGCGAAGCAAGCAUAGGCCUCUCCCUAAUGGUAGGGCUCUCCCGUACACACUCUUCAAAUUUGGUAGGAAGACUAAGGCUACUCCAGUAUUAA
Messenger RNA from Strongylocentrotus purpuratus (purple sea urchin), 294 nucleotides. The record is from the annotation of a RefSeq genome assembly. NCBI's taxonomy places the organism in Eukaryota, Metazoa, Echinodermata, Echinoidea, Camarodonta, Strongylocentrotidae.